AUGGGGCAGGUUCUGGAGGUCGCCAAGGGACAGGGUGGCAUCUCCCAGUGUGUGCCACACGUCACACCUGUGCACGCCCGCGCCUCCGGGUCCCCAGAGGUGGCCGCCAGUCCAGCUGCCCGCUCGCCCCCGGACCACCAUCCCUGCUGCUCUGGGGCGGGGAGCAGCUCUGUCACGGUCACUCGGAGCUGUCCAGGCGACCCCUUCCCCGGCCUCCGCGGGAGCCAAGGGCCGGGGACGUCCCCGUGGCCAGCCCGCGGCUCUGCCCCCGGCGCUCCCUCCGCCCCUGUGCCGUGCUGCGGGUGCCGGCGGGGACGGCGACGCUGGCAGGGACACGGACCCCGGAGAGGACACGGCCACGGACACCAGCGGCACACGGACACUGACGGGGACGCGGACAGCGUGAACAUCCUGACUGCCGUGGCCCUGUCCCGCCUGGCCACCAGGACCAAGAAGUCAUCGUACUGGUACCUGCUGGCCCUGACCACCUCCGACAUCCUCACCCAAGUCUUCAUCAUCUUCGUGGGCUUCAUCCUGCAGACAGCCAUCCUGGCACGGGCAGUGCCCAGCGCCUUCAUCCACACCGUCACCGUGCUGGAGUUCACGGCCAACCACGCGUCCACCUGGGUCACCGUGCUGCUGACCGUGGACCGCUACGUGGCCCUGUGCCACCCGCUGCGCUACCGCGCCGUGUCCUACCCGCGGCGCACCCGCAGGAUCAUCGCGGCCGUCUUCGCCGCGGCGCUGGCCACCGGCAUCCCCUUCUACUGGUGGCUGGACAUGUGGCGUGACGCCGACCCCCCCACGGCGCUGGACACGGCGCUCAAGUGGCUGCACUGCGUCACCAUCUACUUCCUGCCCUGCAGCAUCUUCCUGGCCACCAACUCCAUCAUCAUCCGCAAGCUGAAGCGGCGGAGGCGCGCGGGGGGCGGCAGGACCACGGCCCUCCUGCUGGCCGUCACCACCGUCUUCGUCGUGCUCUGGGCUCCCCGGACCAUCGUCACCAUGUGCCACCUCUACGUGGCCUCGGUCAGGAGGGACUGGCGCGUGCACCUGGCCUUGGACAUCGCCAACAUGGUGGCCAUGCUCAACACCUCCCUCAAUUUUUUCCUCUACUGCUUCGUCAGCCAGACCUUCCGCCGCACGGUGGGCGAGGUGCUGCGGGGCCAUCCCCGGCCGGUCCCCCGCCGUGGCAGAGGUCACUUCCCACCCCCGGCCCUGAAAGCGCUGAAGCUGCUGGGCAGCACCGCGCUCUGA
Molecule: messenger RNA, 1257 nt
Organism: Lonchura striata (white-rumped munia)
Lineage: Eukaryota; Metazoa; Chordata; Aves; Passeriformes; Estrildidae
Source: RefSeq, a predicted model, not a curated record